Messenger RNA from Aureobasidium melanogenum CBS 110374, 975 nucleotides. RefSeq names its product putative mitochondrial carrier protein. Lineage: Eukaryota; Fungi; Ascomycota; Dothideomycetes; Dothideales; Saccotheciaceae. Bases 1 to 975 code for a protein of 324 amino acids. Gene Ontology annotation, biological process: transport. The transcript is spliced from 3 exons. Gene Ontology annotation, molecular function: transmembrane transporter activity. The record is from RefSeq and is a predicted model, not a curated record.
AUGUCCGCCGACUUUUGGGCCGGCUACGUAUCCGGAGCGGCUGGCAUAAUAAUCGGCAACCCCCUCGACAUUGUCAAAGUAAACCUACAGCGAGGAGACAGAGGAGCACCGUUACUCGCACCAACUCCAGCACAAACAACACCACCAAUCCUACCAACUCCCUCAACAGCAACACCACCAACCUCGCAAACAACCAAUGCAGCCAAAAACCUCUCUACCUUACUCAAAGGCACCGCUGCCCCGAUCCUCGGCUAUGGCGCCCUCAACGCCCUAAUGUUCAUAACCUACAAUCGUUGUAUGGAGACUUUGCAUCAAGACCCUGCUCGUCCUACUUCUCUUUCCAAGACCUGGCUUGCUGGUGCUUUGGGAGGGUUGGCCACUUUCCUCGUUUCUGCACCUACAGAAUUGAUAAAGUGCAGAGCGCAGGUCAGUGGUACAGAACACAGUUCUUGGCACAUAGCAAAGGAGCUGUGGAAGGAGAGAGGGUUGAGGGGUUUGUACUGGGGUGGUGCGGUCACGAGUGUGAGGGAUAGUGUGGGUUAUGGGUUCUAUUUUUGGUCAUAUGAGCUGAGCAAGAGAGUCUUGAUCUCGGAAACUCCGGAUGCGGAAAAGCCAGAAUGGAUGACCAUCCUGCUCUGUGGUGGUAUCGCAGGCGUGGUAACUUGGGCGUCUGUAUUUCCAUUAGACGUCAUCAAGACCAGAGUGCAGACGCAAGGCAUUUCGAGGCCUCCGGUUGGCAUGAUCUCUAGUGAGCAGUCUGAGUUGCUUCUGCCUAGAGACUCGGGUCGAUUGAGUACUGUGCAGGUAGCAAGACAAGCCUAUCGAGAAGAAGGCUUAUCUGUCUUCUUUCGCGGGUUGGGUGUCUGCAGUUUCAGAGCUUUCUUUGUCAAUGCUGUACAAUGGGCAGUGUACGAAUGGAUGAUGCACAUCUUACUACCCUCAAAGGCUGGGCAAAACUCAAACAAACACGACUAG